AUGCCUGGGAACAAGUACAACGGUAAUUCAGCCCACAUCCCACCAACUCGAGUUGAACGGCUCUUGAGAGAAAGGGAGCUAAGGAAAAAUAACAAGGCCUUGAACUUGAAUGAAACAUUUGAACCUGAGUUGCAGUUAAGAGAAGAUGAAAACUCAAAUGCUGCCCAUGUUGAACGAUUCUUGGAAGGGGCUGCAGCUGCAAGGGCGCUUAAUGAGGGAUACGAAAACCAAGACCGGAGGCCUAGCAGACAACGACUGUUGGUUGUGGCGAACAGGUUACCUGUCUCUGCAAUUAGAAGAGGUGAAGAUUCAUGGUCUCUGGAGAUGAGUGCAGGGGGUCUGGUCAGUGCACUUUUGGGUGUAAAGGAGUUUGAGGCAAGGUGGAUUGGUUGGGCCGAGGUAAAUGUGCCGGAUGAAAUUGGACAGAAGGCGCUUACUAGAGCUCUUGCUGACAAGAGAUGUAUUCCAGUUUUCCUUGACGAGAGCCCCGCAAAACAAAUGGUUGUUUUACUCAGAACCAGAGCCCCGCAAACAGCCUUGAGCUGGUUCACUUCACUCAACAUCUCCAGUUGUAAUCUCCUUUUGAUAUUAGUGGAAUUUCCUCGCCGUCUCGAAACUGGAUGUAGGCUUACGCCGAACCAGUAUAAAUCCUUGUGUCUUUUUGGAUUAUUUGUCUUGUCAUAUUUUGCUGUAUUAGCUUUGGUUUCAUAUUUGAAGCUUCUGCACAACAGAUCUAUUCAUGGGGUACCCUUUGCAACCGAAGAAGUGGAAGAGAUAUCGGGUUCACAGCCUGCUGAAGUUCUCAACUUGGUGCAGGGUAAAUGGAAGAACACUAAUAGAUGGAACACAAUUUGGGAUCCUUUAAAUGGGGAGCCAUUCAUUAGAGUUUGUGAAGUUGAUGAAACGGGAAUACAGCCGUUUGUGGAGAGCUUGUCCAGGUGCCCGAAACAUGGUCUUCACAAUCCGUUCAAAGCACCAGAGAGGUAUCUUAUGCUUGGGGACAUAUCUGCAAAGGCAGGUCACAUGCUUUCCUUGCCAAAGGUUUCUGAUUUCUUCACAAGAUUAAUACAAAGGGUUGCUCCAAAGAGUUACCAUCAGGCUUCUGGUGAAGUUUAUGUCACUCAAAAAUUUCUUGAGAAUUUCUCCAGCGAUCAGGUCCGCUUCCUUGCAAGAUCUUUUGGGGUGCCUGGAAAUCAUCUUGGACAGCAAAGUCAUGGUUUCCGUUGGCCUUAUGGUCCUGUUGCAAUCAUUACUCCCUUAAAUUUUCCACUACAAAUUCCUGUACUUCAGUUGAUGGGUGCACUUUAUAUGGGUAACAAACCAGUCCUCAAAGUUGAUAGUAAGGUAAGCAUUGUUAUGGAGCAAAUGCUGAGGCUGCUUCAUUACUGUGGGCUACCGACAGAGGAUGUUGACUUCAUAAAUUCUGAUGGGCAGACAAUGAACAAGCUACUAUUAGAGGGAAAUCCACUAAUGACCCUUUUCACUGGUAGCUCAAGAGUGGCAGAUAAGUUGGCUGGUGACCUGAAGGGUCGUGUUAAGUUGGAAGAUCCAGGAUUUGACUGGAAGAUUUUAGGGACUGACGUUCAUGAGGAAGACUAUGUUGCAUGGGUCUGUGAUCAGGAUGCAUAUGCUUGUAGUGGUCAGAAGUGCUCUGCACAAUCGAUGCUCUUCAUCCAUGAGCGUACUACUUCACAGGAAAGUACGCUGACCAAGGGUGGAUGAUCUUGCUGACAUCAAUCUUAGGAUUAACAAAUGGUUAUCUCACUAUCUGUGUCAUGACAAUGGCACCCAAAGGCUACAACGGACCUGAGCAAAAUGCCUUGGGAAAUAUACUUGUUCUGUUUCGUUUGGGAGGCAUAUUUGCAGGGGUUUGCCUUGACUGGUUGUGGCUCAUUGGUAAGGAUAAAUUCUAAGGAGCAAAAGUGUGGGAUUGAAGAAAGAAAG
This is a messenger RNA of Pyrus x bretschneideri (Chinese white pear), 1944 nucleotides long. Its product is annotated as probable aldehyde dehydrogenase. Gene Ontology annotation, biological process: trehalose biosynthetic process. The transcript has 16 exons. Bases 1 to 1722 code for a protein of 573 amino acids. Gene Ontology annotation, cellular component: mitochondrion. The record is from RefSeq and is a predicted model, not a curated record. Lineage: Eukaryota; Viridiplantae; Streptophyta; Magnoliopsida; Rosales; Rosaceae. Gene Ontology annotation, molecular function: L-glutamate gamma-semialdehyde dehydrogenase (NAD+) activity; aldehyde dehydrogenase (NAD+) activity.